AGAGAGAUAUAGAAAGAAUACAGAAAAAGCCGCCUGUCGAUCGCACGCAUUCACAUCAUGCAUCAAGCGACACCUAGCGAGAUGCAGCGAAGUAAUAUUAGCAACAAAACAAACAUGGACGAUAGUUAUCAACAAAUGUUUCAUACGUUCCGAAAAUCACGGGUGAACCGCAGUACAAUAUGGCGUCGGCAGUUGAAAGAACGAGAUCCAGAAAAAUACAGGCGUUAUUUGGAUCAGCAGAGGGUCAGGUCACAGAUUGCUAGAAAUCGUUUAAAAUCUGCUAUUAGUAUUGUAAAGAAUUCUCCAAAAUCAAUAACAAAUAAGUAUGAUCGACAGAAGAGACUAAGCUCUGAUAAGCUACGGGCCUAUCAGUGGAAGAUUGCACACAAUUCAGUCGAUGCUCGGAUACUGGCUAAAUUAGCAACAAAUGUUUCAUCAAUCUCUGAGAAAGUAGAUGAAGAACCCAAAAUUGUUUUGGACAAACUGGCUGACCAAUUGAAAGUAUUUAAGUAUUCCCACAUUCUGCCCAGUGGGUUACAUAUGAGAGAGGCUAAAACUUUGCUCCGGGUCACUUCAAAAUACUAUUGGUCAUCACUGACUGAAGACAUUAAAAAAUGGGUGUCUGAGUGUGAAGUUUGCCAGAAACUUCGGCAGUAUCAAAAUGACAUUGUACAGUUGCCCAAUGAAAAUCCAUCCUGGAAGGAGACCAAUUCCAUGCAGACUACAAGUGACUGUGGUGUAUGGUCCAGAGAAAGCAUAGAGCUUCUUCUGAGGUCGUUAACACAAUAUUUUAUGAUGAAACCGUCUCAUAUCACAAGUGAGUCUGAAUUAUGGAUGGAAAUCUCAAACAAAAUGAAACUCCUUGGUUUAAACACAACGUCUUUACAAUGCCAACAGAAAUGGCAAGAACUCAAACAAAAAUACGUCCAUUUGAAAAUGUCGAAGAAUUCUUCAGAGAGCAGCAAUCAAGUUUGGCCUUUCCUUGGUGUCUUGAACAUGAUGUACUAUGCUUUCCAAAAUCCAAGGUUAGAGGGCUCAUCUUCACUUCCGAGUCCCUUUGAUUCAGUUUUUGCUAUUGAUGUUGAUGGCGCCAACUCUUCAGUGGAUCUGCUUUCAUCUUGUGAUUCCCAUAUUAUCCCUGACAGUUUUUCUUCUCGAAUACUUUUGGAUAAUUACCGUGAUGUAAGUACUGUGGAGAACACUGAGAAUCUUCUGCAAGAUCAUAUAGAUAACCAGGCUGAUAGAAUUUGGCAAAACAAUGUGUGGAAUUCGUCACUGAGAUCAGAGGGAGAAGAAGACAACCAGGUGGUGGAGAAAAAUUUUCUGAAACAAAUAAGUUUGGAAGAGGAGGUGUGCAAACAGUAUUGGGACAAUUUGGAGAGCAGCUCCUUGUCCUUGCAGAAUAGUUUCCGUCCCAGUCCUAAUGGUAAUGGUAAUGGCAGUGUCAUUGCUGUAAUGCCGUCAUUCAAUGAUGACAUCCAUAACAGUGUCGAAGUAAUUACUGACUCAGAACUUCAAAGGGAGAUAAAGAAAGAGGCUGACAACUCUUUUGAACAAACAACUAUUCCAAGCAUAUCUGUGAUGGAGAAAGCUAAUGAACAAAGUUGGACAUCGGAAGAUGCCAAUCUUGGAAUUUUCAGCAUUAAAAUGGAACCUAGCAAUAAUGAGGCAAACUUAUAUAUGGAAAUUUCGACUCCUCAGGAUUUGAAUCCAGCAUCAUCAACAUCUGUUUCAUCAUCCACAUCAUCGUCAUCAUCAUCAUCAUCAACAUCAUCAUCUUCAAUACCAUCGUCGUCAUCGUCAUCAUCAUCAUCAUCAUCAUUAUUGUUGCCAUCAGCAGUAUCAUCGAUAACACCAUUAGCUAUAGCCCCGACUUCUACUACUACUAGUAGUACUACAACAACAACCACUACCACAAUAUCAGGUUGUGAUGCUAAUGGUGCAAAUUUACAGAACAGUGACAAAAUUGUUUUAGGAGAAUUACCUACAGAACCCGUCGGAACUAAAAAUGAUUGUGGUUUAGAGCUCUUUUGUCAACAGGCAUCUGUGCUUUCUGAAAAUAUUAACAACAUCUGUGAUUCUGCAAGUGAUAAUGGCAUUAACCAUGAUAUUUCAAACAUCACUAGAUUACAAGAUAUCACUUCUGAGACCAACUCUUCAAAACCCCUUCAACACAAUACAACUUUAAAUAGUAAUCAGUCAAGCUCUGAAAUUCCUAAUAUGCCAAUCACCAGUCACUCAGAGACUCUCUGCUUGGAUCUGGGUGCUACUGGGUCUAACAUUUUCUCUGGACAAAAUUCCGAACUUUCUAAGGGGUUAUUAGCUAAUAAGACACUGAACUUGUUGGACUCGCCUUUGCCUUUAGCUGUGGGUGAGCUCAGAAGAGAUAAAAAUGAGAGCAAUAAUAGUGAAGCUGUACCACAUUGGUUCCAGCUCUAUGUUCAGCAAUACCAACAAGAAGCUGAAAUUCGAGAGAAACAACUAAAAGAUUUCCAAACUAAAAUUCUAGAACUUUUCAAGGAAACAAAUCAACAAUUAGCCACUCUAAUUGAAGUACAAAAAAAUGAAAAGAUGAGGCAGGAAAAGAAAGAUGAAGAAUUUAGAUCUAAUCUGCUUGCUAUUUUGCAAGAGAAUCUAAAGAAAUGAAGCAUUAAAAUAUGUCUGAUUGUUGUUA
Messenger RNA from Octopus sinensis (East Asian common octopus), 2674 nucleotides. Its product is annotated as serine-rich adhesin for platelets-like. The record is from RefSeq and is a predicted model, not a curated record. NCBI's taxonomy places the organism in Eukaryota, Metazoa, Mollusca, Cephalopoda, Octopoda, Octopodidae. Bases 58 to 2646 code for a protein of 862 amino acids. The transcript is spliced from 7 exons.